AGACUCGAUCAAGGAUGGAGGAAGAGGCACGCAAGCUUCUCGAAGAAGGAAUACGAAAGAAAUUGGUCAGUCCUGGUAAAGGAGAGCUAUCGACCUUUCCCAAUGGAACCAAGGUGGUCUUCCACUACCGCACCAGCCUGUGUGAUGGCACAGUGUUGGAUGACUCCAGGACCAUGGGGGGCCGUAGCAAACCCAUGGAACUCAUCUUGGGCAAGAAGUUUAAACUUGCUGUGUGGGAGACAGUGAUCAUCACCAUGAGACAAGGCGAAAUAUCAGAAUUUACUUGUGACGCUAAGCACACAGCACUGUACCCGCUAGUGUCCCAGUCCCUAAGAAACAUCAGUGCUGGCAAGGACCCCCUGGAAGGCCAGAGGCACUGCUGCGGCAUAGCCCAGAUCCACUCGCACCACUCUUUAGGGCACAAGGACCUGGAUGAGCUUCAGGCCAAGCCACAGCCUCUUGUCUUCACCAUUGAGCUGCUGGAGGUUCUGCGUCCAGGAUCAUUCCAGCUUGAUGUGUGGGCUAUGACUGAUAACGAGAAACUCGAGCUUGUGCCUCAGAUCCACGAGGAGGGCAACAUGCUGUUCAAACAAGGCCAAAUUAAGGAAGCCACAGAGAAGUACUACAAUGGCAUUGCCUGCCUCAAAAAUCUACAGAUGAAGGAGCAUCCUGGAGAUGAAGCAUGGAUAAAGCUGGACCAUAUGAUCACACCACUGCUCCUCAACUACUGCCAGUGCAAGCUGCUCCAGGGCCAGUACUAUGAAGUCAUCGAACACUGCACAUCUGUGCUCUUCAAAUAUGAGGACAAUUUGAAGGCCUUUUACAAGCGGGCUAAGGCCCAUGCUGCAGUGUGGAAUGAGAAAGAAGCACGGGCAGACUUCGCUAAGGUGUUGGAGCUGGACCCCUCUCUGGAACAGUCUGUUGCCAAGGAGCUGAGGAUCAUGGAGGAGAGGAUCCGCACCAAAGAAAAGGAGGAAAAGGGUCGCUACAAAGGCCUUUUCAGCACACCACCUGCCACUGCCACUACAGGCUGAAUCUCUCAAUGGACUGGAACAAAAGCAGGAUGCCUGUGAAUUUCAAGAUGGAGGAGAAACGGUAGACGCUGCUGGUGUUUCAGUUUUAUCCAUGCACUCAAGCCAAACUCUCUGCCACUCUGCCCUCCAUGGCACACGCAGAAACAUUUUCACACAGUCAGGUCAAACACAAACACAAGUCACCCAAGGUGCAAUUUUCAUUCCAGCCUUUUUCUUCUAAACCCCAUCUCUGUUGACAUUGUGAGCUUGGUUUAAUAAACAUCCCAAAUCCCACAGAAACCUUAGAUUUGUUUUGGCUUAGCAGCACCAUUAAUUCAUAGUAUUGUGGUCUUCAACAUAAGGGAACUCCUAAAUUCCAUUUUCUUGGCCUGUUACGGUUUCAAAAGACAGUCUUGGUAAAUAACUUGCUCGCAGUCAUGGGCUACAUUCAGAAAACUACCCUUAGCAACUUUUUUUAAUUUAAUGAUGGAUUUAUCUGCUGUUUGAGGAAAGUCAUUGUGCAGCAAUUCAUAUAGCAAACACCGAUUUGCCACAGUAUUAGAAACAAAUAUCUUACACGUUUUAUGUUAUAUUGCUUUUCUGUGAAAUAUGCAGAGCUGUUGGAUAAUCUGAAAAUUACUCUCAAUUGUAGCCCGACAAGGAGUGCUUGUAAUGGAUUCCAGACAGAAUCUCAAGUCCCAGGAUUUUUCUUUUUCAAAGUUUUGUUUUUGCACAAGGUACAUCGUGUACUCACAUGCCUUGCACCACCAGAAUCCUUUCUCUACCUUGGUCACAGGGGAAGCACUGGAAUAAGCAGGAGACCAUUAUCUCCUUGUAGAUGCAACUUGGAAACUGUGCAGUCAAUCUGUGACAAUCAUUAUAUAUAACACGCCUGGACUUGUGUUAUCUCUGCUUUUUCCUAUAUACUUAUUUCAUAUAGUAAGACAUACUACCAUUAUGUUGUUUUUGUCAAGAUGUACUCGGCAAAAUCCUCAGUAUCUUCUUCACUUGUUUAGAAAGAGCUCCUCGUUACUUUUCAUGUGAGGCAGCGGAUCGGUAGCCACAUCUGUCUGAAGUGAGAUGUUAUUGAGGUUGCAAUUACAUAACUGAAAAUAAAUGUUUACCCCCA
Molecule: messenger RNA, 2142 nt
Organism: Chelmon rostratus (copperband butterflyfish)
Lineage: Eukaryota; Metazoa; Chordata; Actinopteri; Chaetodontiformes; Chaetodontidae
Gene: aip
Product: aryl hydrocarbon receptor interacting protein
Exons: 7
Coding region: 15-1034 (339 amino acids)
Molecular function (GO): protein binding; peptidyl-prolyl cis-trans isomerase activity
Source: RefSeq, a predicted model, not a curated record